CAACUUUCCUCCCCACACCACCUCUUCUACCAUGCCUCCAACUCUGGAGAAUAAUUUUGCCAACCCUCCGAACGGUUUGCCUCAACAUGCGCCCCAUGAAUUCGCCUCAAGCUCGCCAGGCGCAGCUUUCUACGCCACUUCACCAGCGGGCUCACCGCACAACUCGGCCUCAAAAGCCCGGAAACCAGGGAUAGAUGCUCUUGAAGGCCUACGCGCUCUUCCUGAGGUCCGACCGAUACCAUGGCAGUCUGGAAAGGAGCUUCCUCCUGAGAAAUCGACGGAAAGCCCGCGCUCGCAGACUCGGGGAGCUUUUCUACUCUCGACGCGGGGUCAGAUCAGGGAUCCACCAUGCACGCACUGCGCUUCGGGGGUGGGACGGUUCUCUGUCUGCGUAUCUUUGGAAGGCUGGUUCCAUGGGGCAUGUGCUACUUGUCAGGCAAGUCCCAACGUCUCAGAGUAUCAAUUCCUCUCGUAGCAAUGUCCAGCAGCUCUUGGGACAUUCUGCUCGCAUACCCAAGAACUCCCGGAGCAUUUUACUCCUGAAACUACCUCAAAGAAGCAUGCUGACUCCAAUUUCUUGGGAACAGAUGGGCACAAGAGGGAAUCUGUGUAGUCUUAGAAAAGAUGCAGCAG
Molecule: messenger RNA, 633 nt
Organism: Hyaloscypha bicolor E
Lineage: Eukaryota; Fungi; Ascomycota; Leotiomycetes; Helotiales; Hyaloscyphaceae
Exons: 1
Coding region: 32-475 (147 amino acids)
Source: RefSeq, a predicted model, not a curated record